AUGUUCAACAUAACACGUUAUGCUACAUCUCUUGGAGGAUUGCGUCAGAUUUCAACAGUACGAAAAGAGUUUCUUAAGAGAAUUGUUGUGGAUGACGAACUAAUAAUUGCUAAAGGUAUACCAAGUGAACAGACGUUUGGUAAAUUAGUUAGAGAUGGUGAUUCUGAAAAUGUGACUGUUAUAACUAAGGAAGAAAGUAUGAAUGGUUCAAUAAAGUCGCCAUAUAGGAAUUCAUCUGGCACCUUGAUAUCUGGAAGCAAUGCAAAAGAAGCUAGAUUGCAACCUGAAACCUUAUUAGGGAAAGCAUUUCCAGAGCAAAUAAAAUUGAAUAGUAUUAUUGAAAAAACAAUCAGAGAUAAUAUUCUAUCUUUACACAUACCUGCUAAUUUGAGACGUGUUGCCGCCAACUACUUCAUCGAAUUGAAGAAAACCAGUUUACAUAGACCAGCUAAGACAAUCUUGGAGGUUGAUGCGCAUAUUGCAUCUAUAUUCGUUCAAAAUUAUGCUUCGAUUUAUCAAUGUUUGACAGAGCUUCAACAAAGAGUAGGUAAGAAACACUUCAGUCCUAAUAGAGUAUUGGAUGUAGGCUUCGGACCAGCUACAGGUAUAGUUGCAUUAAAUGACUUGCUAGGACAAGAUUAUAGGCCUGAACUAAAAGAGGCAGUGAUAAUAGGCGAGCGUGAGAUGCAGAAUAGAGCAAAAAUAAUAUUAAGCAGACAAUUAAACGAAGUGCCUAUUACCAAGGAAGGUUCUGUGUCAUCUAGCAAUAAAAUGGACUCAGUUGGUAAAUCUGAUGACAUAUCAGACGAGAAAGAUAUGGUUGGGGAGGUAAUGACAGAUAAAAUAAAUAUUGUAACUAGAAUUAAAGAUUCUAUCCCAGGUUCUAAGCAAUAUGAUUUAAUAAUCCUAACCCAUCAGUUAUUGAAGAGUGAACAACAUUUUCCAGUUCAGAUCGAUCAUAAUAUUGAACACUAUUUAAACUUAUUAGCACCAGGUGGUCAUAUUAUUAUCGUCGAGAGAGGCAAUCCGUUGGGAUUUGAAUCUAUAGCUAGAGCAAGGCAAGUGAUAAUUAGACCUGAAAAUUAUCUCGAUGAAUAUGGGAAAAUCCCAAGACCAUGGCUCAGAGGGUCUAGUAAUAAAAUUAACAGAAUUAAUUUGUUAUCUGUAAAUAGAGAAACUGAGGCUGCCUUAGAUGAAGAGUUGCAAUUUGAGCCUGAAAUUUUAGAUGCAAUUGAGAAAAUGAAUAAGAAAGAAGUUGACCUUAAGGAUAUUGAUUAUCACGUAUCGAUUCUAGCACCUUAUCCUCACCACAGAAAGUGUCCACUUCAGACAGGUAAACCUACUUAUUAUUCAUUUAAAGAAGGAAAACGUUUGAAGUUCUUAAAUUUUCAGAAGGCAAUAGAAAGACCAAAAUUUGGUAUAGAACUGAAGAAGGGCAAAAUAUUAGCUGCUCCUUGGGAAAACCCUACUGCAGGUAUUGGGUUACCAGGCAUAGCUAAAGGUGGCUCAGGUAGAGCUAAUGGAAGGAGUUUCGAAGUUGCAAAUUAUUCUUACAUGAUUAUAGAAAGAUCUUUAAAUGAUAAGGAAACAAUAAAUAAAAUCAAUCAGCUAAGAGAGAAGCAUAACACAGCUGAAAUGAAAGAAAAAUAUCAAGUAGGUUCUACUGGAAAUGGGACACCAAAUGAGUGGCCAAGAAUAAUAUCACCACCUUCAAAAGUCAAAGGCCAUGUUACUUUUGAUGUCUUUGGCCCAUCAGGGGAGAUUGAGAAGUGGACGAUACCUAAAUCAUUUUCCAAAGAAGUUUAUCAUGAUGCAAGGAAGGCCAUGAAAGGCGAUUUAUGGGCAUUGGAUGCUAAAACAAAGAUAAAAAGCAUGAACACUUUUAAUGUCAGUAAAUUUGAAGCUUUGGAGAAAUCAAGAAUCAAGGAAUUGAAGAAGGAAAAGAAGAUGAGAGAACGUGAAUUAAUUGAAACACAAAAUACAAUCUCAGAACCAGAUGAGUUUAGUAGUGAUCCACAUGGAUUAUUCAUUAAUAAUGAUGUCAACACAAUCCGGAAAUUAUCAGAGAUAUAUGAUCAUAAUUUUAGUAAGUCAAAUAAAGAGAAAAGGAAAAAACGAUAUUAA
This is a messenger RNA of Tetrapisispora phaffii CBS 4417, 2124 nucleotides long. It is a transcript of the gene RSM22, whose product is annotated as tRNA methyltransferase RSM22. Gene Ontology annotation, molecular function: structural constituent of ribosome; methyltransferase activity. Bases 1 to 2124 code for a protein of 707 amino acids. The transcript has a single exon. Gene Ontology annotation, biological process: translation. Gene Ontology annotation, cellular component: mitochondrial small ribosomal subunit. NCBI's taxonomy places the organism in Eukaryota, Fungi, Ascomycota, Saccharomycetes, Saccharomycetales, Saccharomycetaceae. The record is from RefSeq and is a predicted model, not a curated record.